Molecule: messenger RNA, 1274 nt
Organism: Paramecium octaurelia
Lineage: Eukaryota; Ciliophora; Oligohymenophorea; Peniculida; Parameciidae
Source: the annotation of a GenBank genome assembly
AUGGAAAUAAAUAAAUUGAAUGAAGUUAAUCCAGAUGAUUUAGACGUUAUCUUUAGGGGAAUCCAAUUAUUUAUUGAUCAAAAGGAGAACGAUUUAGAUACAACGAUACCCUAACUAGUUGAUAAAUACAAAUAUUAUUAACUUCAGGAUCAUGAUAAAAAGUUUUGAUUAUUUUUUAAACAAGCAGAUUGUUCCACCGAUUCCAGAUUAGAGUGUCGGAGUUAAUCGAGAAGUGCAAAAAUCAAAAUGCCAUUAAUUACGUAUUGAGCAUCAGAGAUAUACUUAAUUAUAAGGCAUAGAAUUUUGCUGUUAUACUAACUAAGGUUCAUAAAAGGUGUGAGAUUCAAACCAAUCAAUAAAACGAGGACAACCCAUAAAUUCAAAUGAAGAAAUCAGUUCCUUCGUGGCAGUUAAAUAGUUAAUAAAAUCGAACGUUGUUCUAAUUUUAUGAUAUUGAUUUUUGGAAACUUUACGACAUUAUGCUUCUAAACAAGUAAGAGUUCAACACUUAAUUUAGGCAAUAUUGUUCAAAUUUAAUAGUGUAUCAUCAAUCGAAAAAUGAGAAUGUAGAACGAUUAUUCGCAUCCAGUUUAGAAAGAAAUUAAAGGUUUCUUCAAUCCAGAAGCAUGCCAUUGAUGGAAAUAACAACUCUCGCUGACAAAGCCAAGAAAUUGAAAUUUCUCUAACUCAUCUCAACAAUGGAAACUCCUUAUGCAAAUAAGAAUAUUACAAUGUUUGGCAACCAGAGUCCUACAAAAAAAACUCAAGUUAGUGUCAAACACUCCAUGUCGAUCAGUCCUCAAAGAACACAGAGCAGAGACCCUCAGGACCAGGACAUCAGAAAUAUUUUCGAUACAGAAAAUUGCAAUUUGUUCGAUACCAAUUACAAAGUCACCAGAGCGAAGAAUUUAUCAUUGCAUAACGACAAGAAUGCAGCAGGUUCAACCUAAUUUAAGCAGAAGGGAAAAUCUAAAUUGUAGCAGGAAAAUUUUAGUCCUCAGAAGGGGUGUAAAAAUCAAAAUUGGAUGCUCCCAGAAAUAAAGUCUCCUUUUCUUCAAGAUCAAAAUGGUAUUAAAAGCAUGUAAUUAGAUUCUCUAAUCAAACCUAUUCAGAUACACUAAAACUACGUGUUUACUUAGAGUCCGGAUAGAAGAUCAGCAAAGAAACCUCCUCUGGGAUCAGAUCUCAAUAGUACCCUUUGUUAAUAAUUGUUACCAUAAUAUAGAAGUAAUAAUAGAGCAUUCUAAACAAUAAAAAGCUUUAUUCGAAAAUGA